AUGCCUUAUCCAGUCAGAGAUCAUAGUAACUCCACUUCGAAUCGUUUAAUAUUGGAUGAGCUAAAUUACGAUCGGAAGGCUUUAUCUGUAGAGCACGAAGCACUUCUUAGUAGAAUGACCGACGAGCAGAAGAAUGUUUAUUCAAAGAUCAUGGACGUUGUUGAUUCUGCUAAUGGUGGUGUAUUUUUUGUAUACGGAUAUGGCGGGACUGGGAAGACCUACUUGUGGAGAACAUUGUCUGCGGGGUUACGAUCGAAGGGUAAAAUUGUUUUGUGUGUCGCAUCAAGUGGAAUAGCAUCUCUUUUGUUGCCUGGUGGGAGAACUGCACACUCUCGAUUUCGCAUACCGCUGAGUAUUCAUGAAAAUUCAUCCUGCGAUAUCGACCAGGCAAGUCCUCUUGCGGCACUUAUAAUACGAUGCUCUCUCAUUAUAUGGAACGAGGCGCCGAUGAUGCACAAACAUUGCUUCGAAGCUGUCCAAACAUCAUUGCAGGCUAUUAUGGGAGCAGUUGACCCUUCCAACAGUAACAAGCCAUUCGGAGGCAAACCUGUUGUAUUUGGUGGAGAAUUUCGACAAAUACUUCCAGUUAUUCCAAAGGGGAGUCGUCAGGACAUUGUGAACGCAACCAUUAAUUCUUCUGACAUUUGGAGGAAUUGUACAGUGUUGCGUCUUAAUAAGAACAUGCGUCUUCAGAGCAUUUCAGAUGUAGACGAACGUGAUGAGCUAACAACAUUUGCUGAGUGGAUUGCGAGCAUUGGAGAUGGGACUGUAGGAGGAUCAAAUGACGGUUGUGCCGCGAUAGACAUUCCAGAGGAUAUACGAUUGGAAACCUCAGAUGAUCCAAUUUCUACAAUCGUCGAAAGUAUCUAUCCAAUGUUCAAAAAUGCAACUGACGAUCCAAGUUAUUUGAAGGACAGAGCUAUAUUAGCGCCUACUUUGGAGGUCGUUGAGUCUAUCAAUCAAUACAUGUCGGAUAUGAAUUCUGCUGAAGGUCGUACAUAUUUGAGCUCUGACAGUGUUGGGGUACUCACGGGCAAGAGGAAAAUUCGCGAGUUAGGCAUUGAUUUUCGCGCGUACUGUCCGAAAACUUGCGAGCUAGACCACACUCGCGAGCUGGGCGAAAUCGGAUUCGGGGGCGCAGACGACAGCUGUUGGCAGCACUGGAGGACGUGCAAGUCCUUGCAGCCAUACGAGGCUAUGGUCUUGAAAGCUACAUCAAUGGUGAGCUCACAGCUCCUGAAAAUAUCACAACGACUUCAAAAGAGGCUUUGCUCAUCCCCGAAUGGAAAGAGAAAUGGAAGCUGA
Striga hermonthica is the source of this 1305-nucleotide messenger RNA. The record is from the annotation of a GenBank genome assembly. Lineage: Eukaryota; Viridiplantae; Streptophyta; Magnoliopsida; Lamiales; Orobanchaceae.